Messenger RNA from Momordica charantia (bitter melon), 447 nucleotides. RefSeq lists its product as uncharacterized. The record is from RefSeq and is a predicted model, not a curated record. NCBI's taxonomy places the organism in Eukaryota, Viridiplantae, Streptophyta, Magnoliopsida, Cucurbitales, Cucurbitaceae. Gene Ontology annotation, cellular component: chloroplast.
AUGAAGGGCAGCCGCCAAACGAGGCCGCUGCCGCCACCCCCUGCAGUGGCGUUCCCUGCGGCGGCCACCGAUGACUACUACAAGUUGCUUUCGGUGAGCGGCGGGAGCGGCGCGAGUAGUGAGGAGAUAAAGAGGGCUUAUAGGGCCAUGGCCUUGCAGUAUCAUCCCGACGUUUGCGGUGACCCCUCCAUGAAGGAGCAGUUCACCAGGAUUUUUGUUCGGCUCAAUGCUGCUUACAAGACGCUCUCAGACCCGGUUCUGAGACGAGAGUACGACGACUCCGUGAUGGGGCUGGAGAGUUUCCCGCGUGGAAGGAGCUUUGAGGGAGACAAAAGCGUGUGGCAGUGGCAGAUUAUUGAGCUCCAACGGCGGUCCGCUGAUCUCCGGAGGGAUCGGUCCUCGUGGGGUGCUCGAAUGCGGGCGCAAAACUGUUAUGAAUAUGAAUAA